AUGAGUUACUGUCAAACGUAUAACAAGUCCAUUGCCACAGGGCAUGGAACUCUUAUAGGGAACUGGCUGGAAGAAGAAGUCCUCCGUGAUGCUUCCGGCCACACUCAUCUAGACAGCUCUCCUCAUUUGGACACAUUCAAGCGGGUUAUGGGCGAUCGGUCGUACCCAGCGUCAGAAACAUUCAUUACCAGUGCAGGGCGCCGUGAUCACCCGCAAGCUCGACAGUUACACGAACAGCUCGCGAGGACGCCGCAUGCACCUACCUGCCGCCGAAUAGAAGAAUUGACCGCUCACGUACGCGAAAGCUGUAUGUUCCGUGCAAAGGCACUCGAUGCAGAAGCACUAGAGAUUGCCCUCAAAGAGCGAAAUGUACACAGAGUAAGUGUUCAAGCUGCGACGUGCGUGGAGCAAUUUCAGGAUGCCCUUGAGCAAACUACCGUGGAGGAGUGCGCGAAGGAGACCGAAUCUUCUGGGUCUAGCAGUGAAUCCACGAAGCUCAUGACACCAGAAGAUAAGGCAAAUCGCUAUUUUGAACAGAUGCUCAACGCCAGACCUCAAGAAAACACGGAAUUCGUUAGCCGUUGGACAGAACUGGCCAGCGCUCCAAGGUUGCAUACAAUUGAUGCUCACCAAGGUUUUUACAAUUCUGCCGCAGGGACGCUGCAAGGACAGAGAGUGUCUAGCGCCUGUAGAAGAAGCGCGGAAAAACAAGGGCGCCUUUUGCCCGGCUUCAACGCAAGUAUGGAUUUUGGACUUUUAGCUGUCAUCACGGCUCCGUGGGAAGGCUAA
Messenger RNA from Cyclospora cayetanensis, 789 nucleotides. RefSeq lists its product as uncharacterized. The record is from RefSeq and is a predicted model, not a curated record. The coding region runs from base 1 to 789 and encodes 262 amino acids. Lineage: Eukaryota; Apicomplexa; Conoidasida; Eucoccidiorida; Eimeriidae. The transcript is spliced from 6 exons.